AUGGCUGAAAAGUGGCAGCCAUAUAUCCUAGGGGCUGAAGACGAUUGGUCCGAGGUCAGAGACAGCGGCCAACGCAAAAGAAUCCAGAACAGACUUGCCCAGAGGGCUCGCAGAGCCAACCUUAAGGCGAGACGAAACAAGGCCAGUUCGAUAUCAGGCGAAGCCGCCCAGGUCGAAACACAAGCUGAGACAACUGAGGCCCGUGGUGGUGCAGUGGCCGACAACAACAUUGAAGAUCUUGAAAUACCUGGAUUGGAAAAUCAGGACAACGAAUCACUUGACGUCGUAUUGGACCCCCCAGCAUCAGUUGCUGAUACGCAGAUCGACACCUUACAGCCUGGUCUCGACGCUCAGUUCCUCUUACUCACCUCUCUCACUACAGUCGCAGCAUUGUCCUCAAAUGCCACUCUUCUUCACAUCCCAUGCGAAGUCCCAAGCAUUGAUACCUUCAACCCAUCACAAACAUCUCUCCCUUCCACUCUUAUGCCCACUGAGCUACAAAAAACCAUCCCUCAUCCCCCGUUUGUCGACGUCAUCCCUUUUCCUGGGGUUCGAGACCGCGUCCUCCGUUCUCUGGCCGUAAUAGAUUUGGAAAAGCUCACUAUUGAUCUAACAGGCGGAGCUUUCAAGGUUUGGGGAUCUAUACCGUGGGAUGGGACGAGUUGGGAGGUUUCUGAAGAGUUUGCCAAGAAGUGGUGGUUCUUGAUUGACGGGGAACUGCUUCAAGCAACAAACUUUUGGCGCCGACAGAGGCUGGAGCCAAGCAUUUCAGCUAGCGAUAUUCUGAUUGGAGAGUAA
This is a messenger RNA of Fusarium keratoplasticum, 798 nucleotides long. RefSeq lists its product as uncharacterized. The transcript is spliced from 2 exons. The record is from RefSeq and is a predicted model, not a curated record. NCBI's taxonomy places the organism in Eukaryota, Fungi, Ascomycota, Sordariomycetes, Hypocreales, Nectriaceae. The coding region runs from base 1 to 798 and encodes 265 amino acids.